AUCCACACGUCUUUGUGAUGUAGUAGGAAAUCAGAGCACUCAAUCGCAGGACUCGGCAGAGAGUGGUUCAGACAGCCCAGCGCAUCUGUAGAUGUGAACUUCCCACUAUUCAGGACAUUUAUAAAGACAGGAACUGCAGGCUGAAAUUGAAUUUAUCCAACUGGGAAUUAGGAAGAGAGACACUCAAAUUGCAACAUCAAAGUCUGAGAAGGAACUUUUACACAGAAAUCUUUAUUCAGCACAAGCAACAGGAGUAUAAGAAAUGCAAGAGAACACUUGAGAAAGAAUUCAGGAGACAAGUGUGACAUGUUGCACUUUGUGAGGACAAACUAUGGUAGGUCUUACAAGGUGAGUGUAGGGCACUGAGGAGUGUGGUAGAAAAGAGGGAUAUGGGAAUAGAAAUACAUAAUUCUUUGAAAAUGGCAUCAUGAGUAGAUAGGGUUGUAAAGAAAGCUUUUGGCAUAUUGGCUUCAUAAAUCAAAGUAUUGAGUACAGGAGUUGGGAUGUUAUUGUUGAAGUUGUAUAUGACAUUGACAAGGCCUAAUUUGGAGUAUUGUGGAAGUUUACAAGGAUGGUGCCAGGACUUGAGUUAUAGGGAAAGGUUGACUGGUUAGGACUUCAUACACUGGAGUGUAGAAGAAUGAAGGGAAGAAUUGAGAAGCAUACAAAAUUAUGAGGGGUACAGAUAGGGUAAAUGCAAGCAGGCUUUUUCCACAAAGGUUAUGUGAGACUAGAACUAGUGGUCAGGGUUAAGGGUGAAAGGUGAAAUAUUAAAGGGGGUCAGUCAGAGAGUGGUGAGAGUGUAGAACAAAUGUUAGUUGGACUAACUGGUGGAUGUGAGUUCAAUUCCAACAAUAAAGUGAAAUUUAGAUAGGUACGAGGAUGGAGGCAUAUGGAGGGCUAUGGUCCAAGGGCAGGUCAACAGGACUAAGCAGAUUAAUGGUUAAGCAUGGACUAGGUGGGCCAAAAGGCUAGUUUCUGUGCUGUAGUGUUUUAUGACUCCGUUAAAGCACUACAAUUUAUUUUAACAUUUUAAGAUUAAUGGCAGCUGUAAAUAAUGUAACUUACAUACCAUAGAUUGUCACAAACCACCUUAACAUUAGAAAUCUACAAUGAGUUGUUAAGGGCCUUAUUUUCUACAUAAAUGUCAGUUAUUACAUUAGCUCUCAACCGGUAAAUUUGUCAUUUUAACUUUGCCUUUCCAUCUAUAGGAAAGAGAAGUGACAGGCUGCCUUUCUGCAAUAUGUAUUUAAGUUGUUUUUGUGUUCUAAAGUAAAACUUCUUUUGCUCAGAAACAAUCAGAUUGAGGAAAAGAUUGGCAGUAUUUUCACACCUAAAGUCUUUCACCCUUCAUCCCAAGCAAAGAGUUUUAGUAAUCGCUUGCUAUUGAAAUGCAUUAAGACUAAAAAUAUAACUGAUAUAGAGUCUAGUUCCAGAGAGAAGAGAUUGUUGAUAGAGGAGAUGGUCCAAAUGAAGAAACAAAAGCAAAUUGCUAAUCAGGAUAUUGCUUAUAAGGAGUCUGAACUGGUGAAAAUCAAACAGGAACUGGAAAGGACAAAUGCUGCAGCAAAAGAUGGAAAACAUCAAGUCUGGUUGCUAGAGAAACAGCUUAAUCAGCAUGCUGAGAAGCACCAAGCAGCGGAAGUUCAGCUUGAACAAAAGAAGCUGGAAUUGUUAAAGGCCCAAGUUGCCCUUCAUCAGUGUGAAGAGGAAUACUACACUAGUACUUUGUCCAUGCAAGACCACAUUGCAAGAGAUCUCCGAAAUGAAAUCAGCAGUCUGCAGCAGAAGCUGAGGGAGCAAGAGGUAUUAGCAGAAGAAGAAAAGUUUCUCAGAAAUAAAGAGGCUGAUGACUGUAGCCGCUUGACAAAAGAAAAUGCCAUUUUGCACUCUCAGGUGAUGGAACUAACACAGGAUAUGGAGAGGGCUCAAGCAGCUAGAGAUGAGAAGAAUUCCCAGCAUUCGAAUAGCAUCACACAAUUAACGUCUCUAAAAGAGAAUGAACGACAACUUGAAUUGGAAAUAGCCUUUUUAAAAAGAGUUAUUGAGAAAGAGGAGAAGAAGGUUAUCAGUGCCAUGGAGCAGCUUCGACAUCUGGAGCAAGGGAAUAGCUCUGCAGCACUGAACAGGCAAUCACUUCAGAACCAGCUAGUUACAUUGGAGAAACAACAUUCCAGUACCCAGCUGGAAAUCUCCCAUCACAAAAGAGAGAAAAACAGUUUAGUCGAACACAUCUCUGAAUUACAUAAACAGAUCUCUGAAAAAGAUGCUGAACUUCUUCGAAUGAAAGGAUACAUCCAUACACUAACUCAGGACCUGGGUGUCCUGAAAUCACAACUCAAGAUGGAAAGUUCUCUUCGGUCAAAAAGUUGCAAGGAAAUUUCUAGCAUUGUUGACACCAUGCAACAAGUCGCAAAUACUAUAAACGGAAAGAAUGAUAAGAUCACUUCAAUUCUUCCCUAAUUUUCAAAAUGAUGCAUGUUAUUUUAAGGCUCGUGUAUUUACUCCAAAAUGUUCAGGUUUUUAAAUUGGCAUGGGGCAUAGAAGUUUUCAACCUUUAAUUAAAAUUAAAAGAAAAUAAAACCAGACAGGGUAACAUGAUAAUUUUUAAUGUUUUAAAUAUUACAUGUAUGGCUAUUCUCUUUUCGCUGACAUAAUUUUUGGUAUUUGUUUACAAAGCCCUAGAUUGCAAAAAUAAAAGCAAGUACAAAUAUUCUAAGUUCAGAAUUUUAUCACUUUUGUUAAUUUGCACCUCAUGACGGCUCUAUCUCAAAUAUUUUUCUAUCUUCUCCUCCAUAUCAUCAAUUCUAUUCUUCACUGCUUGAGUUUAUCUGGCAGUUGAGCAUUUUACAUCUACAAACUAAACAAUAUAGGAGGGUAGCUUUUGGCUAGUCACUCAUCUACACAUCUUAGUACUCAUUAGAAUGGGAUUGAAAAUUUAUGACCAAAAGCCUUUGCUAUCCUAACACUUACUUGACAGUUUAUGCAAUCACAUUGUAUAUCUUCAGCAAUGAUUACUGUGUUAUUUAAUACCUUGUGUCUUGUUAUCAGAUAUGAUAGGCUUUCUAGGUCUAAUAGAAAAAUUGAAAAUUUGGGGGUUAAGAACUGUUACUCCCUUCCACCUGUUUAAAAUUAGCCAGUCUGUUACCUUAGGGAACAUUUGCAAUGCCUUCCAGGAUGGAUACUGCUUCAAAAAUUGAUUUAAUAUUCCUACCAUAUUUUGUUUCCUGUUAUUAAUUUAUCUCUAGAUGUCCCAACCCCCACUUUCCUAUUUAUACAUCCAUAGAAACCUUUACAUACAAGAUUUCCCACCAAAGCAAUUUUUUCUUUUAUCAUCAGCUUUUUAGACUUACACUGCUGAAUCCAAAAAACUUUCCAGUGUUGUGGCCUACUACCAGCCCAUGAAACUUCGUAUUUUCAACUUUUCAAUUUAAUAUUAUCCUUGACCUCCUUUGUUUACAACAGAUUGUGCCUCUUUCUCACAGACUUUUUUAAAAAUUGGAAUAAUUUCCUGCGAAGUGUUACAGACUAGCUAGUUGAACUGACUUGUCUCUUAAGCUUAUUUUCCAAUUCCACUUCAACUUCACCUUCAGGUCAUUAUACCUGCUCUUAUUAAAUUGAGUUUAGUUUUGAUUUUGUGAUGUUCAUCAACUGCAUAAAACAUCAAAAAAGAAUCAGAACAUUGUGCCUUACUAAACCGCUUCCUCUGACAAAAUGUCCAUAUCUCUCCAUUCUCUGCACAUUUGUGUGCCUAUUUAAGGCCUCUUAAGCACCUGUCAUAUUUGCCUUCUCUACCAACCCCAUGGCAACGCACUUCCAGUCACCCACCACUUGUAAAAGAAAACCUUGCACUGCACUUCUCUUUUGAAUCCCUUUCAGCUUAAAUGUAUGACCUCCAGUAUUUGCUAUUUCAAUCAUGGUAAGAAUAUGCCAACUGCCUGCCUAUGCCUCUCAUAAUCUUAUACACUUGUAACAAGUCUCCACCACAACCUCUGCUACUCCUGAGAAAACAAUCCCAAGUUUGUCCAACAUUUGUCUAUCACAUGCCUUCUAAUCCAGGCAGCAUCCUUCCUAUAGUGGGACAAGCAGAACUGGAUGUAUUGUAGAUGGAUAUAUUGUAGAUGUGAUCUAACCAGAUGUUUUAAAGCUGCAACAUAACUUACUGGCUCCACAAAUAAAGGCAAGUAUGAAUACGUCUUCUCUAUCACACUAUCAACUUGUACAAACACUGUUAGAGAGCUACGGACUUGGACCACAAGAUCCCUCUAUACAUCAACACUGUUAGUGCCCUGCCUUUAGAUUUGAUCUUGCAAAGUGCAAAAUCUGACAAUUGGUCAGAUCGUACUCCAUCUUCUAUUUCUCCACCCUUUGUUCCAGCCAGUUCUUUUGGAACAUUGUAUAGCCUAGUCCUGGUCACCCUGCAACAUCUCUAUAAUAGCAACUUAGGAAUUUGAUCUAAAAGCUAUCUGUACUGUCAAGACACAUUUUAUUGCAAAUGCUAUCUGUAUUCAAAUAAAGACAUUUCAGUUUACAUUUUCUGCGCAUUUAAAACCUAGUUAAAAAGUUGUUACUCUAUACCCUCCCAAAGUUUCUACAUUUCAACAUCCAUCUCUUAGAAACAUUGAAAACCUAGUUUCUUAUUUACAAAACUGAGAUAACACGACUUCAACUGCAUAUUAAGGUCACUAUUCUAUCUAAUAAAAAAAAGACACAAAGUCUUACAAACAGUAAUAUUUGGAAUUCUCUGCCACAGGAAGCAGUGGAGGCCAAGUUGCUACACAUUUUCAAUAUAAGUAUUUCUUAAUGCUGUGGAUCAGCAAAUAUAAGGGGCAGAACGGAUUACUACUGUUGAUGAUGUUUCUAAUAAAUGUGAAUAAUCUAAGAGCUGUUAAGUUAGUAGACAUAUACCUCGCAGUAAAGCAGCCAGCAAAUUCAAAGACCCCACCCAGCCCAGACAUUCUCAAUUCUCUCCAUUCCCCUCAGGCAGAUGAUACAAAUAUUUGAAAGCACAUACCACUAGGCUUGCAUCCCAUUAUCAGACUCCUGAAUAGACCUCUUGUACUAUAAAAUGGAAGUCUGGUCUCACAAUCUACUUUACACUAUAAUUUACAGAUGCAAGUAAAAGUUUGUGAACCCUUUGUGAUUUCCUGCUUUUCUGCAUUAAUUACUCAUAAAAUGUGGUCUGAUCUUAAGUCACAAUAGACAAACCCAAUCUGCCUAAUCUAAUAACAUACAAACUAUUGUACUUUUCAUGUCUUUAUUGAACACAUUGUUUAAUCAUACGCAGUCCAGGGUGGAAAAAGUACAGUAUGUGUAUUUAAUAACUGGUAGAACCUCCCUUAGCACCAAUAACCUCCACCAAAUGGAGAGGAGAAAUUUUAGAAAGUUCCUUCAUACAGACUGUUUCAGUUCAUCAAUAUAGUUCAAGGAUACCUUGCAUAAAUUGCCCUCUUCAGGUCAUGCCACUGCAUCUCAAUUAGUCCAGCCUCUGACUUGGCCAUUCCCGUUCAAAAAUGUUCUUUUUAAACUAUUAAUGUUGAUUUACUCUUGUGUUUUGGAUCAUUGUCUUGUUGCAUCAUCCAACUUCUAUUAAGCUUCAGUUGAUGGACUGGUACCCUGACUUUCUCCUGUAAAAUGUCUUAAUACAAUUUUGAAUUCAUUGUUCCCUCUACGAUUGCAGGCCCUGGGGCAGUGAAGCAGCCCCAAACCAUGACUCUAAUUCCAUCGUGCUUCAGUAAGAAUGAGGUUUUGGUGUUGAUGUGCAGUGCCCCUCUUCCUCCAAAUAUAGUAGUGUGCAUUUCUGCCAAAAAGUUAAACUUUUGUCUCAUCUGUCCAUAAAACAUCGUGGAACAUCAAAGUGGCCUUUUGCAAACUUGAGAUGUGCAGCAAUUUUUUUUGGAGAGUAGUGGUUUUCUUGAAUGAACUAUUCUUGUUCAGUGUUCUUAUAGCAGACACAAGAAGAGACUUCAGCAAGUUCUAGAGAUUUAUGCAGGUCUUUGCAGGAUACCCACUCCUAGGGAGAGUAGCAAGAACAUGGAAUACCACCAUUUUAGACAGUUUCCCUUACUAUGAUCUGAUGAACAAUCAGGUCUUUAGAAAUGCUUUUGUAGCCUUCAUCCAUCCUUACAAUUCUUCCAAGGACCUCUGAAAGUUGUUUUGAGACAUGGUGCACAUACAGACCUUUCUUGAGAAGAGCAGGUUCUGUCAGUAACCUUUGUGUGUCUUUUUUUAAAUAUAGGACAGGGCACCUCUACAACCCAUACCAUCAAUCUCAUCUUGUUGAUUGGAACAACUGACUCCAAACUGUUUUUGUUUUUAAAGAAGACAUGACCCCAGAGGUUCACAUCCUUCUUUUGAACCUAGAAUGAGACUGUUUAAAUGGUGUACUCAAAAUUGAUAAGUACAUUUGUUUGUAUGUUAUUAGAUUAGGCAGAUUGUGUUUGUCUAUUAUUGUGACUUAGAUGAAGAUCAGACCACAUUUUAUGAGUAGUUAAUGCAGAAAACCAGGUAAUUGCCAAGGGUUCACAAACUUUUUCUUGCAAUUGUACCUGCACUGCACUUUCUUUGGUAGCUUUUACAUUUUAAUCUGCACUUACCGGUUUACCUUAUUGUAGUUCAGUGUACUGUGUAAUAAUCUGAUCUAUAUGAAAAGCAUGCAAGACAAUCUUUCCACUGCAUCUCGGUACACAUGACAGUAAUGAACCACUAGAACGAUUUUUUUUUUUGAUUAAAUAAAGGCUAAGAAGCAAUUUGAAAUUUUUAAAAAUGUUGGUGAGUUUUAAAGCAUAUGUGGUGACACUGACAGGGCAAUUUUGCCAAUCCUUGUCAGAACUAGAUUUAUGUUUUGUGUAAAAAUAAGUUUACGCAUAUAUUAAUGAAUGAGAGUAAAUAGGAAAGUACUUUCAUCUGGGAAGAAAAUUUGAGAUGAUCAAUUUACAGCUUUAAACCUAUAACAUGAAAAUGAGGAAAGGAUUUUUAACUUCUCUCUCCACUCAAUUUUCCAACAUGGCAUAUUUUGCACAAAGGCAUAAAAGUAGCUAGCAGGAUGCACUUUUUAAAAAGUCAAUACUUAAAAGUAGAUGUAGAUACAAAUCUAUAGAACAUGGCACUAGAAUAAGAUUUUUAUUGUUCUAUUAGUGUCAGAACUAGUAACCCUGUGCUAGUUUUUUUAUAUGCUGUAGAUCUGUAUGGUUGCUUUUUCAAUUCCAGUUUUCUUUAUGUGAAAGAAGCCAUUUCCUUUUCCAUUGACUUACACAAGGUAACUAUUAUAUAUUUAUCUUGAAUUAUCUGGUUUACAAUUAAUAUUCACUCCCGCUCCUACAUCUGUCACUGUGAAUGUGACUUCACAGUGCUUUCAAAUAAAAAUAUCCCAUUUUGUCUUCUGUCCAUCUGUUCCACAGCAGGACCAAUGCAGGCACUGUAAAUGAUUUUUUAGUCUGAACAAGUUCUUCAUGCCUGGGGUAAAGUCAACUAUAUGGACAAAAAGUAUGCUGGUUUUCUGAAAUAACAUUACAAUUCAAAUUUGUAAUUGCAUUAUUGCAAACUGAAAUUCUUCCAGGAACCAACACAAUAGAACAUUUUAAAAUGUGAUUGUUUAUUUCUCCCUUGCAUUUCUUAAGAAAACUUCAACUCUAAUAUAAUAACCUGUGUAUUUAUUAACACAGCUAAAGAACCUUGUUACAAAAAGGUAAUUUUAUUGUCCGUUUCAAAACUUGCAAGUAGCCUGAGUAUAAAUAACCAAGAACUCCAUACUAAUGGCCUGAAUUUGGGCUCAACUCCUGGAAAUUUGUCCUGUUUAUGGGUAGGGCCAGAUCCGGAACAAUAUUUUCAAAUUGACAUGGUAAAACCAACUCAAUAUAGACAAUUCUCCAUUACAUUAACUUAACAGCUCAAUGUUUCACUACCAACAUUACCAUCCAACACCACCUCAACCUGUCUUUUCACCAUUGACUAGAAUGAGCAUUUGAAAUUUUGGAUAGAGAUUCUUUAUCAAAAUGCUUUUCUUGUCUAGUCAGGAAAUGGUAUCCAAAAUAAGAAUGCUGGCGUAUUUUGCCUUUCUGAAAAUCAGAUUGACUAUACACAUUUGAUACAUCCAUUAUCCAGUCAUAUUUUAAUGUGAUUUCAGUACUGACCUUACGAUUCAUUGUUCUACACAUAUUCCCAUUCUUCUGAGUACUUCCACCCACUGCCCCACUCAUUCAUACCUUUAAAUUGCACUUGUUAUCCUUCAACACAAAUAUAUGGCUUCAACCGCUCCUUGCUCAUAAUGUACACUUGCAGGUAUCAAGCAUAAAUUCUAUUAGUAUGAAAUAAAUGAAACAAAGCAGAAAAUAAACAACCGCAUAUUGCAGAACAUUGAACAACCUCCAUUUAUAUAGCACCUUUAAAACAGCAAAUUAAUCCCAAGGCACUUGGUGGAACUUAUCAAGCUAAAAACCGAUGAUGGUAGUAAGGCACACAAGAACAAUGUGGUAGAUGAUCAAAAACAUACUCAAGUGGGAGUAUGUCUUUAAGGAGCAUUUUAAAAAGAUGGAAGUUGGUCAAGACUUGAAAAUAUUUAAGUAGGGACUUCUGAAAUUUAAGGCCAUGGCAGCUGAAAGUACAGGGACCAUAGUUGAGUAUGAAGAAGGAAAUAUUUUUUUAAAAAUUCACUUGAACAUACCCAACCCUUCUUACUAAUAUUGCUAAAAUUUAAGCUUAAAGAUCAACUCUGUUCCCAGAACAUGAUUUAAUACAUUCUCAGAAUCAGCCACUUCAAUACAUGAGACACACUAAUUGUCUGCAUUGACAGUGGAAAUCACAAAUUCAACACAGCUCUGAUUAAAAUCACGUUCUUAUUCAAUGGUGAAACAUGAAAGUGUGAUUAAAGAUCCAAAAUAUCAAAACAAAUCAUUCAACAUUUGUGUUGAGUUUAGUACAAGUAUAGCACCAGCUUAGACAAGCAAAAAUAGUCACCAAUAGUUAAGUCUUUACAAAAAGAAUUUACAGUUUACUGCAUACAAUCUACAAACUGAUCAUUUAUCAAAUUUACAUAUUAAAUCACAUCAAAUCUAAAAGAAAAUUAGUAAUAAGAAAAAAAUGAAUGUGCAACACAGAACCAUUUUUCAUUAUUUAAAGUGAAUUUUUUUUUUAUCUCAUAUCCAUAAUUCAUGUAUUUGUAGUUACCCUGAGGCCUUUGGAGAAACAUGAGAAGGUUUGGAGAAAAGGAAUUAACUUAUUUACUCAAAAUAAUCUUUUUAAAGAAAGUCCAGGCUUUAGUACAACUUAUUUAAUACACAGAACACUCCUGGGCUUUAACUUCAAUUUUAACAUUCCACUUCAAAAGUUAAAGGAGGUUUCAAACUAAAUGUUUAGUCUUAUCUGAGUUCAGCCAUUAAUUACUCAGACAUACUCUUCCAUCUGGCUGUAUAAGGCUAUGUACUUCUGGCUACAAGCAAGUAUAUCUUCUAGUUAUGUGUUUAGAUUUGUAUGAAGAAAAUCAGAUUAAGAAAAAUGUUUUUACACACACUGUAACAUCAUAACUUUCAAGUGUCACAGUGGAAUUCACAGAAAGUGAAUCACUAAUACUAUACUAACUGUUAGGCAGCAUUUGUUCAUAAAUUAAUUCCACAAACAACAUUGAGAUGACCAAUUUUUAAAAAUGUUAUUGGGUGCAGAAGGAAUGAUCACAGAAGCUGAUAGAACCCCUCGUAUUUAUUUGACUAGUAUCAUAGAAUAUUUAACAUGAUUUUAAAUGGACAAUUUCUCCAUUUCCCAGUUUCCCCCAACCUUUAUCUGUUUUUUACAACACCACUUUGGUCUACUUCCUGAGGUUUAACUUAUUAACAAAAUCAAGAGAAAAUGACUUUGGUUUAAUCACGAGCAAAAUGCAAAGUUAAGAUGCUGAAGUUGCAUUAGUCUGUAACUGAAAUAAUAUAGUGCAAGAACAAUAUUCAGCAGACCUCAGUGUAUUGAAUAUUGAUUUAGAGCUUGGAGUUUCUUUAACAAGUUCCAAAAUUAGAAACACACAACUUAUUAAUUAACAUUUUCCAAAGGAAAAAUAUUUCCAUAAUUUCUACAUACAAGCAAAGAGAAACAAAGAAUCUGCCUUGGUAACGUGUCGCAUACAUAAUAACAAUUUUUUUCUUCUGUUCAGUGCUUCAAAACUACAGAGUUAGGUACAAAAAGCAACUAAGAAUGUGUACAUGGUGCCACAUAUUUUGACACUCACGAGAAAAAGAAAUGUUAUACUGUUGAUCUGGGCUUUGAAAAUUAACAUGCAUAGUUCUCAGUCAGUGUUUACAGAAAAACAAUCCUUAGGUACUACAGCAGUACAGCAAGAUUAAAACCUCCAAUAGGCAAUUAUGUAGAUGUUAAUGCAUACAACUGUUUUGAAUUCAGGCAAUGGAUUUUAUUUUCUAUUGAUCUCUAUACUGAAUUGAAAAAUUCAUCUUCUGGGUUACUGCUACCACUACCAGUGUGUAAUGAAACCUAUAGUGUUUGUUGUGAAGGUAGCAAUACAAUGCUAAUUUUAGGUAUCUGAAGUACAGUUGGGUUUUCCAUUAAAAUUACUAUUGUUCCUUCUUCCUGGCUCAACGCACACACAUUCGAAUGAUUUUAUCCCUUAACCAUGCCAGAAAAUGAGGAUACAGUUAAAUUAGGGCUUCCAUUUAACAGUGGAUGUUUUCGCUUCAAGCCAACAAAUUACACAUUCACUAUUGGGCUUUUGAUCCCAAAUUCAUUUGUAAAUCACUUUUGCAAAGAAAAUCCUCUGCCCUUAACUAUAAAGUAACUUCAAAACAAAACACAAAUGUUUGAGGACCAUUAAUCUCUCAAGAAUGAAUGUUUUUCUUAACUGAGCUGCAAUCACUCUAAUAGGAAAAUAUAUAGUUGCUACAGUGUAUAUAUAUUAUUUGUAUAAAGUAUUUAAAAAAAAUUAAUUUGAACUUGUGUUAUGCUGCAUCAGUUGAAGGUGAUGCAUAUCCAGAAGCUCCUCCUACCUUACAGAAAUGGCUCCCAAGUCAAUUCUUAAGUGACUUAAUAUCAUUUAUUAUAACUUAAUAUCAACAUAUUGGUGCCCUUACACAAUUUCCCCCCUUCUCUUUUGGUACAAAAAAAUUCCAUUAUUGCAGAACAGCACAUUUGGUCUACACACC
Molecule: messenger RNA, 11135 nt
Organism: Hypanus sabinus (Atlantic stingray)
Lineage: Eukaryota; Metazoa; Chordata; Chondrichthyes; Myliobatiformes; Dasyatidae
Exons: 8
Coding region: 1462-2463 (333 amino acids)
Source: RefSeq, a predicted model, not a curated record